Scophthalmus maximus (turbot) is the source of this 1198-nucleotide messenger RNA. RefSeq names its product protein POLR1D-like. NCBI's taxonomy places the organism in Eukaryota, Metazoa, Chordata, Actinopteri, Pleuronectiformes, Scophthalmidae. The record is from RefSeq and is a predicted model, not a curated record. The transcript is spliced from 3 exons. The coding region runs from base 133 to 564 and encodes 143 amino acids.
UAAAAACACAGGGUCCUCCGUGGAAGGACCUGACGCAGACGUAAACAUAGCAGGUGUUCGGAUAAUUGACCCGCAGUCAUCGAUUUCUCGAUGAAUUAACGUCGUGGCGCCGUGUGGCUGCUUCUCAACGCGAUGGCAGAGGAAAACGAGCUUGAGAAGCGUGCGAUAGAGGAGCUCCUCCGGGAGACCGACCGGGCUCGGGUGAGAGCAGAGACCAUGGGCCCCGCGGGCUGGUUGAAGUGUCCCCUGCAGAGCACCAACAAGCGCUUCCUCCUCAACACCCUGCGCUCCACCAGCGUGCAGCGGCGCUCCAGUGAGCCCAGAGCCGCACACUCCGCCGCCAGUGUGCACCUGAGGAGCAGGACUCGGGACAGAAGCGCAGACCGCAGCAGGUCACCUCCCAGAGAUUGUAGGGGCAAUGGAGGCAACGCGGACCGUAACAAGCAUCACAGGGACAGUCGGAACGACAAGCACAAGAAAGAGGACAAAGAGAAGAGACACAGAGACAAAAGAGACAGGCGACAGGGGGAAGAUGGACAGAACAGACACAGACGUCAUGAAUGAAGCACCUUUGCUUACAAGGGAGUUACGCUGCUUUUCCUGAGACCACAGAGGUGAACACUCUGACCUCUGAACAGGCAGCUCACCUCUCAGAGCUGCGGGAGUCCGGUCCACCAUGUUAGAAGGAAGAAGAAUAGACUCUGAUUUUUAACUUUUUGCUUCUACUAAUAUUUCCCCCCCCCAACAGAGACAUCAGUUGAUUAAUAGUUGACCUUUGAGGUCACCAUGAUGUUAUAGAAUUAGCUUCUUCCCUCACAUUGCUCUCACAGCAAGAUUUUAAUGUUCCUUUUCCUCAAGAAAUUUCAAGAGAAAUUAUAAUAGUAUCUCAGGACAUAAUAACUUUUUUUCCCCCCUUCUUCCAUAUCAUCUGCUCUCAGAUGACUCACAGUUUGGUGUAAAUCUGUUUCACCUGCAGUAAAAGGAGGACUGAUUUCAAUUAUAAUGUCGUUACCAUUCUUCUGUCACUAUUCACGGAUCAUAAUGUUUACACGGGCCAUGCUGCUGUCGCCACUGGGUAAGCCCUAUGUUAUCACGUGUCCCAACUUUUUGACAUGUUUACACCGGCUAUCAGAAACGGUUUUGUUUGUCAAAGGAUAAAAAAAAUAAAUUCUGACACUCCUACUGGUGCCCACGUCCA